Messenger RNA from Morchella sextelata, 1134 nucleotides. RefSeq lists its product as uncharacterized. Gene Ontology annotation, molecular function: 3-beta-hydroxysteroid 3-dehydrogenase (NADP+) activity. NCBI's taxonomy places the organism in Eukaryota, Fungi, Ascomycota, Pezizomycetes, Pezizales, Morchellaceae. The record is from RefSeq and is a predicted model, not a curated record. The coding region runs from base 1 to 1134 and encodes 377 amino acids. Gene Ontology annotation, biological process: ergosterol biosynthetic process. The transcript has 2 exons. Gene Ontology annotation, cellular component: endoplasmic reticulum membrane; mitochondrial outer membrane; lipid droplet.
AUGUCGGACGAUACGCAUUUCUUCGCCCUCCUGACGGGCUCCAACAGCGGCCUCGGGCUCUCAAUCGCCCACCGCAUCCUCGACGAGUUCCUGACCACGCACCCGCCCACGCACCACCUCACACUAAUCCUCACCACCCGCUCCGCCUCCAAAGGCGCCGCCACACUCACCACCCUCACAAAGCACCUCGUCCACAACCUGCCCCCGACCGCCACCUCCCGCAUCACCCUAACACACUACCAAGUCGACCUCACCAACCUCCUCUCCAUCAACGCGCUCGCCACGGCCCUCUCGCGCAACUACACCAAGCUCGACUACGCCUUCCUCAACGCCGGCAUGGGCGCCUUCACCGGCAUCGACUGGCUCAACGCCACCACCAGCAUGCUGACAAACUGGGUCCACGCCGUCACCUGCCCGACCUUCAAGCUGCAGGCCACGGGCUGGACCACAACGCAGCCCGCGCCCCUCGAGGGCGAGCUGGGCAGCGUCUUCUGCGCCAACGUCUUUGGCCACUACUACCUCACGGCCGAGCUCAUGCCGCUGCUCGGCCGCGGCCAGGGCCGCAUCAUCUGGACCAGCUCGCUCGAGGCCUACCCGUGGACGUUCGACGCCGCCGACAUCCAGGCGCUCAAGGCCACGCACUCGUACGAGAGCACGCGGCGGCUGACGGACGUUCUCGCGCUGACGGCGGGGCUGCCGGCGACGGCGCCGUAUGCCGAUAAGUUCUUUGGCGGCGUGGGGAAGGGGGGGAGGAGGCCGAAGACGUAUCUGACGCACCCGGGGGUGUGUGCGACUGCCAUUGUGCCGUUGAAUAUUGUGUUGUGGUGGUGCAUGGUUGCGGCGUUCUAUGUUGCGCGGUGGCUGGGGUCGCCGUGGCACACGAUUAGUAGCUAUUCGGGGGCGCGGGCGGCGGUGUGGUUGGCGCUGGCGGGGGAGGAGGAGUUGGAGGAGAGGGGCGCGGAUAAGGUGAAGUGGGGGAGCAGUGUUGUGACGGGGGGGAAGGAGGGUGUUAAGGCGACGGAGGUGGAGGGGGAGGGCGGCGUGGAGUGGGAGGAGCUGGGGAGGGAGUGUUGGAGGUUGAUGGAGGAGUUGAGGGAGGAGUGGAAGGGGAAAUUGAAAGAGGUGGGGAGGUAG